AUGGCCGAAUCGAUUUCUGAAUCUCUUUACGAUGACGUGGAUUUGAAUGAUGACACACCAGAAGUUCUGAACACUCCAGAAAUCCCUCCAGAACCCAAAAAGGCCCAAAAUCCCCAGAAUUCCCAAAUUUUCAAGGUGAAAAUCGCUGAAUUCGAGAAGCGAGGCGGUUUCUUUGAUGUGCAUUUUGUGUAUCGUGUGGAGACGGAGGUCGAAGGCGUCGCUGGCUACAACCGGAAGCGGUAUGACACGUGGCGCCGAUUCACAGAAUUCAUGGAUCUUCAUGAGAAAAUCGUGGCAAAAUAUCGUCAAAAAGGGGUAAUUAUUCCACAGCCUCCAGAGAAGAAGAUGUCGGUGAUGGCGAAGGCAAUGGACGUCAUUGACAAGAUCACCAUUCCAAUAGAGGAGACGGAUCAGUGGUUUGAGAAGGCCAACUCGUCGUGGGAGGAGCUAGAUGAGAAUCUGCGAAAAUUGCAUGCAGAAGCCGUUGGGUUGGUGCAGCAUCGCAAGGCAAUGGCUCUGAAUGGAGAAAUGUUGGCUAAGUCCCUCUCUUCCCUCGCCGCUUCUGAAGACUCCACAACCCUCUCCUUGGCUCUCACCUCCCUCACAGACACCUAUGAGCAAUCGGCGAGCAUCUGGAGCCGCCAAGCCGAAGAGCACAAUGCUAAGUUCGCAGAAGCCGUCGAGGAGUACCUGGGCCUUCUGGAGUCAAUUCGUGACGUCGUCGCGGAGCGGAUUCAUGUCUGGCAGCAGUGGAAGAAAGCGCAGAAGACGUUGGAGGAGUUGAGAUCCAAACUCAGCACGGUUGACGAUUUGAAAGUCAAAGAGCUCAACAGGGAAAUCCAGGAGACUAACGAAGCCAAGGAACGUCUUCAGAAGGAAUUCGACGAGAUGAGCAAGGCGAUCAAAGUGGAAAUUGAGAGAUUUGAAGAGGAACGACAGGAGGAUAUGAAGCACAUUUUGGUGGAUUUCAUUCAGAAUAUGAUUCAGUCGCAUAUCCAGGUGAGUUUGAGGUCAUUUUUUGAUACAAAAAUGGCGAAAAAUAGUCAAAAAACGAAAACUCAAUUUGCAAAAAUUAGGCCACCAUGCUUAAAAUGGCCUAAAAUCCUGAAUUUCGCCCUCAAAAUUGUCAUUUUCAGAUCGCAGAACUUUGGGACCAAUUUGCUCCGUACGCCCAGAAGAUCAUCAUCUAAUCAUUGCUCAUUUUCUGGAAUUGGUCAUUGCUCAUCUUGA
Molecule: messenger RNA, 1230 nt
Organism: Caenorhabditis briggsae
Lineage: Eukaryota; Metazoa; Nematoda; Chromadorea; Rhabditida; Rhabditidae
Exons: 6
Coding region: 1-1230 (409 amino acids)
Biological process (GO): early endosome to Golgi transport
Cellular component (GO): endosome membrane; endosome
Molecular function (GO): phosphatidylinositol binding
Source: RefSeq, a predicted model, not a curated record